This is a messenger RNA of Ectocarpus siliculosus, 2293 nucleotides long. NCBI's taxonomy places the organism in Eukaryota, Phaeophyceae, Ectocarpales, Ectocarpaceae. The record is from the annotation of a GenBank genome assembly.
AUGGUACACGGCCCACAGUCCGCCUCGGGGCGGCUAGGCGGGUUGCUGGUGAGCCGCGGUCAGCCGUACAACGUCGUGCUCACGCACCUGUCGGCCGAUUUUGAUUCCUUAGCGGCCGCGGUGGGAGUCGCCAAGCUGUGGAACGCAGAAGACCGAAAGGUUCCGACGUACGUGGUUCUCCCGCGAGGAGCCCAUCCGUCAGUGUCCAAGUUCUUAGCAUUGCAUCAGGAACUCUUCCCCAUCCUGGGGCUAGAGCUGCUGGACCCGACAGGGGCUCGGAAGGUAGGGAUGUGUGAUGCGCAGACGCGAGAUCGUGUGGGGCCAGCGAGUGAGCUCCUGGACCAGGCGGAGAGCGUCCACGUGUACGAUCACCACGUGGACAAGGACUCGGACAUCGUCGACGCUGUCCUCCACAUCGAGAGCGUGGGUGCGGCAACGACGGUGGUGACGGAGAUGAUCCGGUCGGGUCUCGAGCAAGGAGCCGGGGUCGGAGUUCAGCUUACGGAGGCGGAGAGUACGCUCCUUGCUCUGGGCAUUCAUGCGGACACAGGGUCGUUGACGUACGAUUCUGCGACGGCGCGGGACGCAGCCGCCCUGGCGUGGCUCAUGAUGCAAGGCUGCCAGCAAACGGUGGUGUCCGAGUACACGCACACGUCGCUGUCGGAGGGGCAACAGUCUUCCCUCGUGGAGGCCUUCGGGUCCCUGGAGAAGCGGCAACACAACGGCGUCUCGGUCGGCAGCGUGCUCCUCGUUAACGAGGAAAGGGUUGCCGGCAUGGCCAGGUUUGGCGCCGGGGGGCAUCCCAAAGCAGCGGCCGCGUCCGUCCGAUUGAGUGGGGAGGACCCAGAGACUGAGGCUCUCGAGCUCAUGAGCAGCCUUGUGGAGGCAAUCUGCAAGGAGCAGAUCCUGGAGCCGGAGCUGGUGGCAGAAGACUUCAUGACGUCCCCUGUCCUGUCAUGCCAACCUAGCACCACCCUGCUGCAGGCCGAAGAGAUUCUCCGAAGACAUGGCCUCUACGCCUUGCCGGUGUUGGGGCAACAGGGGGAGGAAGCCGACAAGCUUCUGGGGCUCAUAACGUGCGCGGAAAUUUCGAAGGCGUUCAGGAAAGACGAGCAGGGCGCUGCGAAUAGACCGGUGACGGGCUUCAUGCUGACCAAGGUUACGCGAGUCUGCCCGUCCGCUCCCAUGCACAAGAUCAGGAAGAGGAUGGCAGAGAGCACUCGUGCGGGGCGGGCGAUUGUGGUGGACGCGUCGGGACGAUUGCGAGGGAUCAUUACGAGGACGGACCUGUUGCGGCAGUACCACUUCUACCGCCAGCUAAAGCGACGAGGACAGGGGCCGCUUCACCGGGAAUGGAUAGGGGCGGCGGCGCAGCCGGGAGAGGCGAUAUGCAGCAGCAACCCCGACGCCGACGAGGUUCGAUCCGCGGCCGUCGCCGGUUUCUUGGGGUGAUCGGGGCGUUCAGGAUCUCUGUCUAGUCUGUCAGGAGAGACUGUUUGGACGGCAGCCUAUCUCUCUAGACUGUCCGGACAACAGAUAGCCCUCUAGAGUGUGAGGAGAGACAGCAUGUAUUUUCCACCGUCUUUUGUAUCUUGUUUCCGGUUCGUUUGUUGUCUUCGUGUUAGCUUGGUUAGUCAAGUCAGUCAGUCGUCGUUGGCUGUGGUCGUUUGCUGCUAGUGCUUCCAUGCCAUCGUGACGCCUCCUCCUGCCUUUUGCGUAUUUAGCAAAAUACCGCUUGGAGGACGGCAUUAUUACAGGCGAUUGGAGUGUUGCAUUUUUUUGGAGACGGGGCCUGCACUCUCAUCUCGAGAGUCCAUCUCCGGAGAUCACCUAGACCUAUCCCCCGCACUUCUUAACCUCUAGUUUUGCCGAGGCUGAGGUUCUUAAGGUUAUGCGACACCAUGGCCGCUAUGCAUAUAGGCUUUUAGUGUAGGGGUGCUCAACCGGGCUCACAAAUGGUCCUAAAGUUGUUAGAUUUUCAGGUUUUCGGGGCCCAUAGCGAAGUUCUUAAGCGCAGACGCUGUCUGUAUCCCGGCCGUGUUCCGGACGAAGCUCGGCAUCCGUGCCGGCCGCUCCGCUGUACGUGUGACUGCUGUUGGUCAUCUUAGGCAAGGGCGGAGAGAGGGCGUGUGUGUUUGCUCUCCCCCCCCCCCGGCUAGCACUACUACAGUGGUACGGUACUGCCGUUGGCGGCGGACUUCCUUGGGGUGUGGUGUUGGAUGUGUCUCCAGGCUAGCUGCUGCAUCAAAGGUAGACUGUGUUGACAAAUUUCGUUGCGUGAGUGUGGUUCGUA